Myxozyma melibiosi is the source of this 3209-nucleotide messenger RNA. RefSeq lists its product as uncharacterized. The transcript is spliced from 2 exons. The record is from RefSeq and is a predicted model, not a curated record. Lineage: Eukaryota; Fungi; Ascomycota; Lipomycetes; Lipomycetales; Lipomycetaceae. The coding region runs from base 24 to 3209 and encodes 1061 amino acids.
GAAGAAGAGGAAGAAGAGGAAGAAUGGCUGCUACCACUACGCCCGUAACCUCAGUCGUGAUCCGCACGCGUGUGCUCGGCAUCUGCGUCAUCUGCGACGAAUCGCUCGAGUACCGGCUCAGCCAUGAACGCGUCGUCGAGCUGCAGUGUUCGGGAGGCCACGCAGCGCACGGAGAAUGUGUUGCUGCGACGGACUCAAAGAUAAACAGAGCAGCAAAGUGCACGAUCUGCAGUGCUUCUGUUCCUCCUCCGACGGCGGCGGCGGCGGUGAUGUCGCGCCCUGUUCUGCCUGUGGUGCCGGUGCUGCCUGUGUUGCCUCUUACUCCGGCAUCGAGAACGUCUCCUCCUCCUCCUUCUGUGCACUCAACGCGCUCCCGCUCACCUUCCCGCUCGCGCAUCCCAACGCCAACAGUCUCCAUCACGCCCGCCUCCGCAGCCGCCUUCCGCUCUCCCACAAAAGAGCAGUGUCUCUCCUGUCUUGUGCGCAUCACCAUUCCCUUCCCGGAAUCACGACCGUCCACCGACGCAAACGGCAGCGGUGAAAAUAACUGGGCGUCGGUGGUCGCGUCUAGUGGAUCAUCUCAUAUCUGGAAUCGCAACUCGGUCUCGACUGAGGCGGCGUUGAGGGAUUUGAGUGCUCGGCUUGAUAGUUCGUUCAAGCCAAAGCUAUCAAAAAAACUUGGAAGUCUCCGCAUGUGCGGCAAACGAUGUGCAUCCUACCCGUCCUCGACCUCUGCGCAACUCCUAGACUGCUACCUCUUCGACGACCACCUUCUCUGCGUCAAAGAAGAACGCACCGCAGCAACAGGCAAGACCCCAUCCCCCCACAGCGCGCCGCCGCCUCUGCCGACGCUCACGGUCCGCACUUUCAUCUCAAUCAGCAAGGAUCUCAAAGGUCUCACCUGCGACGACUCAUCCACAAGCCUGUCGCCCUACGCGCUCGUGCUCUCGCUCUCUAGCCCGCUUUAUCCCCAGCUCAGGCUCGCGUUCAAUCAGCCGCAGUUGAGGGAUAUGUGGAAAGCAGAGAUCAUCAAGUCUGCGUCCGCGUCGCUGGGGUUUACACCCCCGCUGAAUCUCAAGACCGCGCCUCCGCAUAUCCCAGUCACCUCCAUCGUCAUCUUUCCAUUAUCAGACAAACUAGAGACAAGCAGAUUGCAAUCCACAAUCAGCGCGCUACUCGACCGUCUAGGCUCGAGCGACAGACUAGGCGUGGUCGUAUACUCCGCAACCAAAGCAUUCAGCCUGCCGCAGUCCGGACCGCAGCCUCGCAGUUGGAAAGGCUGGACAUCCUGUAUCUCCGGCAUCGAGCGCGCACUCUUCUCUGAGCUGGGCGAACCAAGCUGUGAGCAGACUGCGCCCGCGCGCGGAUUCGAGCACGCGCUCUCGCUCUUACUCGAUGGCCCCGACGCACAACAAGACUCAUCAUCAUCAUCGUCAUCAUCGCGAACCACCCCGAUCCAGCGCAUCCUGCUCUUCAGCGAAUCCCUAGACUCCGCCACCGGCCCGCUCUCAGACCUCGAGCGCCUUUCGCACGACACCGCCGUCGAGCACAUCUGCAAACUCGCGCUCGACCACCAUAUCGUGAGCUACACGUUCGGCAUCGGCCACGACCACGACGCCAGCGAACUCGUCCAGUUCUCGAACGCCACGCGCGGAACGUACACCUACCUCCCGCACUGGACCGGUGCGGCCGACGCCGCGAUCCGCUGUCUUGCCGUGUGCAUGUCCAUGUCUCACCGCGAUCUGCGCGUCACGCUCAAGAUCCCGGCCGCGUUCGACGGCGCGCGGAUCCUCAAAGUCGACGGCUGUCUGUCGUACGGGAUCAAGUCCGGGAGACGCGAGGCCGAGGUCGCGCUGGGAGAUACCGCGUUUGGAGAUUGUAAGGACGUGAUUGUGCAGCUUGCGAUGCCGCCUGAUGUCGACAAGAUCAGGGCCGCGCCUCGAGAGCAGUGGGAUAUGAUUGUCUCCGACAUCCAGAGCGUCGGGGAUGACUUUGACGACGUGUACAGUGACGCCGGGUUCGAGUACGCGUCCGACUACGAACAACCCAGCGAACGCAGCAGCAUCUUCUCAAGUCCCCUGCAGCAGCAGAGAUUCUCCGAAACAGCAAGGUACCGCAACACCAGCACCUCCCCGCUGAGCAGAAAACCCCGCGGCCGCUUCUCGUCAACGACCUCGUCCAACUCCUCGACCGCGCUGUCCGAGUUCGCGCCGUACUCGCUGCUCAUGCGGCGGCAGAGCUCGGACACGCGCGGGUCCGAGGACGAGGAUGAAGCCGGGCGGCGCGAGAGCGCGAUGGAGAAACCGGUGCUCGAAGCACAGGUGUCGUAUCUCCAAUUCAGCGCGUCACGCAAGCGGCGCACGUUGAAAUCUACCGCCGUACUCAGAGUUCCAAUCAUGACCGUGCCCGCCGACGAGGUAGGCUUGCCCUCCGCGCCGCCGCCUCUGCCGCAGUUGAGGAUAAAACAGAGUAAUCCGGGCCUAUACCGGAAACAAUCCGCGGCAGCGAUCCCGAAACUGCCGUUGAUCCCGCAAAUCCCCUCGGCGCUGACGACGAACACGUUGCUCUCGCAGCGGCGCAUCGAGUUGCUGACUGCCGAGUCACUGUUGCUCGCGAUGCGGCUUGCUGCGCGCGGGAAACCGCGGCUGGCGGAGCAGGUGUUGAGGAAAAUCGCGCGCGCGGCAGAGGGACUUACGCGUGGACCGCUGCCGAUUCCGCCGUCGCCGACGACGACGAAUUAUCUCUCGUCGCUUUCUGCGUUUUCGUUGAACGGCAGCAGCAGCAGUAAACGGCAGUCAUCUCUACAGAAUCAGCAGCAAGAACACAGCAGUAUAAGCAGCAUCAGCAGUUUCAGCAGCAGCGGUUUUCCAUCCCUCUCCUCCUCCUCCUUUUCGCCAAGCCUGCCCGCGCCCCGCGACUCCAUCAAAUCAUCCUCAAUCUCUUCCACAAUCUCGACCUCAUCCUCACUCAGCACCUACGCCGCCCCGACAAACUUCACAAGCUUCAUGAGCGACGGCGGCGGGGGCGGCGUGGACAAGAAAGUCAGCGGCGCGCUGUGCGAGGAGAUAGAGUACGUGCUCGAGCAGCUGUAUGAUCCGGAGGUAAGGUUGGAGGAGAUUGAGAAGCGCGUGUUGAUGGUCGUGGACGUGAUUGUGCAUCGGAGGUCGUGUAGUGCGCUGUCGGCUGUGGGGAGGUUGUAUUGUGACUAG